AUGUCUUCCUCCGGUCAAAUGCAGCUCCACUAUUUUACUCUCCCACCGGAGCUGCAGUGGAAGAACAAACUCCAUACCUUCUCCAGAAGGACCCUUCGCCGGCGCCCCAUGAAAUCAAGGGCUACAAAUUCAUAUACUCCAUCCCUUUCUGGCGAUACCUCCGCUGCAACGACGGCAGGUCCUUCUGUUCGUGGCAAAUCUGUCUCCAAACUGUCGCUGGCCAGAAAUAGUUCCUCGAGAAUAUGCCAAUCCAUAGCCAGCCAGUCAGCCACGGCGGACGAAAAUGCCAGUGAGGAUAUUAAGACCUGGAACCUGAGGCCGCGGACGCCAUUAUGGGAUAAUACCAUCAAUAAGGCUUCAGAUCCAGCUGAGGAGGAUGUACAGAAGGAAGUGAAGAAUAAAUCAUCUCAUUCCAACAAGAAGGAAAAGACUGAUCCAUCCUCGACAUUGCUGUCGCCGCCAGAAAAGAGGAAGCUGGGCAUUAUGGUUCCUCUGAGCAAACAGGAGGUGGAAAAGGAUAUCGUUUCAAUGACCGGAGGGAGGCUGUCCGGAAGACCCAAAAAGAGGCCGAAGCACCUUCAGAAAUAUAUGAGCGUAUGUACUCCAACUUCUUUUUCUUGA
This is a messenger RNA of Andrographis paniculata, 621 nucleotides long. RefSeq lists its product as uncharacterized. The transcript has 2 exons. NCBI's taxonomy places the organism in Eukaryota, Viridiplantae, Streptophyta, Magnoliopsida, Lamiales, Acanthaceae. The record is from RefSeq and is a predicted model, not a curated record. Bases 1 to 621 code for a protein of 206 amino acids.